GGUUAAAAUCUUGAUGCCGGCUGAUUACAAUUUUUAUUUAUAAACGGAAUAUUAUAUUUCUUACGGGAUUAAUUUUCAUUUUAAAACAAGAUGUGUUAAAAGCAUUCGAGUUAAGAAAGUGCGAAAAGUAAAACCAAUAACGAGGUAACUACUCCAACAAAAUUUUUGGUGCUCUGCUAGUAUUUUGUAACCUUACAAUAAUUUACAUCCCUCAUGGAAGACAAAAGCGAAAUAUUUUCCAAAAGACUACUAAAGGCUGUAAUUCUUAAUAUAGUUUUACAAUGUGUGCUAGCCGUAAUUCUGGUGUUGCUUAUCCAAGUCGAAUUUCUUCAUCCUAUUUCUUGGAUAACAUCCACAUUAAAUGAUAUAUUUAGCUGGAAGAUGAGUCUGAACGUUAUACUUCUGCUGUUGAUAUCGUUUUUUCAAGCUUAUAUCUACGGAACUUAUUACACCAUGCAAAUUCCUAAAUAUUUUACCAGAUUUGCAAUUUUUAUCCACAUGUUCUCAUUGCAAAACAUUAUUUUCAUGAUAUUAUAUUCACUCAAUGGAUAUUUUGCGCUGAGUUUAUAUUCGUCUCUGGCAAAGGGCAAUUAUAAUGUUCUGAAAAAGAAUUGUGAAAAGUAUGAUGGUCAAUGUCUCACAGAGCAAAGUCUCUUCCUGCAAUUUGGUGGAAUGUGGAUGGGAUUAUUUUAUUUUUUAAAUAACCACAUACUUAGUAAAUCAGUGCUAGUUUUUCCGCAUAUUUAUCAAGAGAAAUUUCAACAAAUAAAACUGGUCAUAUCUAAUAUACUGGCUACAGGAUUUCAGCAUUCAAUAAUGCCCGUAAUUUAUUACUGUAUCUUCUAUUACUUGUGGGGAAGUAAACCAAGAUCGGUAGUUUCUGAAGUCUAUGGUCUAUACUUGGAAGACCCACCACUGGACAAUAUAAUUAAUUUAUUAUCUUCUGGCAUUUGGAUUGGACUAUGGUUUUAUACAAGUCUGUUUUUCAUAUCUGUGUACACAAUGAAAACUGUGUUCAACAUAGUUCUUACAGAACCUAUGAAGUUUCCCGUUCAGUCUAAUAGUGCACAAAACUUGGCUAGUGUACUAUCAGGAGGAGCCCACUUUUCUGGACACCUGGCCGCGCAAGAUUUGAAAAUUCUGUCAAUGACAGACCCAGCAAGAAGAGCUGAAAUAUUCACCCUCUCUCAGCCAGGGGGCCAUCCAAGGAAUUGGAAGAAUAUUUUAGAUAACUGCCUUCACAUGAUCAACAAGUUCACCAGUGACCUGGACAGUUUAAGUGCUGAGCCAAAGGAUGGUAAUUACUUGCAAAAUAAAACAUUACUGAAUAACACAAUCCCUAGUACACCUUUAUCACCAUACUCGGGAACUAUUAGGAAUAUGGCCCAGUCACCGUACUUAUACAAGUUACAGGAUGAAAGCAAAAGUAAGCAAGAAAAUGUUGUAGUGGUAAAAAUGAAAGAGGAGUUUAAUAUAUUUCUAAAGAAACUCUGCCAAAAACCAGGAAUCAAUUACUUGUUUGGUGAACUGACCGAUACUAAACUGAGAUGCAUCCUCAUAGAAGCUCAACCAGUAAUGUGGACUUGCGAGGGACUGGCCCAUUUAACAGCAGCCUCAUUAAAGGAAGACAAUUAUGGUCUGGUCCAGAAUGAUUUACCAGUCAUUAUAACCUCUCUCAUCAAUCUAAAGCAGAGCUUAGACAAAUUAACGAAGCCUGGUUUGGUCCCUAGGAAGCAUAUUUUAAAUGAUUCCUUUACACUCAAAACUAAAGCUGCAAUGCUUUCAUCCGUAAAAAGAAGUUUGUAUAAAAUUAUUCUCACUUUUUCCAAGUACAUCAAUGAAAUAUCUCUCGAACCUGACAUAUUGGCAGUUACACAAACAUUUUUACUGUGCAAAGAGUCAUAAUUAGGAAAUUACUUAAAAUAUGUUUUGAUAAGGGCCAACACUGCUUGCAAUAAGACUUGGCCUGUAUUUUUUGUUAGAAAAUUCCUUUUAAGUAUGUGCUGCCGUGUUAUCGAAUUUUUUAGCUUUUUGUUAGCUAUAAAAUAAUUUGUAAGUAGUUACUCAUGUAGCAUCACAUUGUGGCUGGCCAUAGUUAACCGAUUCAGUGUGGAUGACACGGGAGCCGGGUCAUACAUGUUUUUAAUGUGUGGCGUAUGACACGUGAGCCGUGUCAUUU
Aricia agestis (brown argus) is the source of this 2179-nucleotide messenger RNA. It is a transcript of the gene Ndc1, whose product is annotated as nucleoporin NDC1. Gene Ontology annotation, molecular function: protein-macromolecule adaptor activity. Gene Ontology annotation, biological process: nuclear pore organization. The transcript has a single exon. The coding region runs from base 214 to 1905 and encodes 563 amino acids. NCBI's taxonomy places the organism in Eukaryota, Metazoa, Arthropoda, Insecta, Lepidoptera, Lycaenidae. The record is from RefSeq and is a predicted model, not a curated record. Gene Ontology annotation, cellular component: nuclear pore transmembrane ring.